UGACAUUCCAUUUGACAGUUGGCUUAUUUUUAGCUAGACUAUCAAAGUAUUUUCAACUGGACUGUCAUUGCACUUGAACUUGGAAUCUUGUAACCUGAGGAACUGCACUCGGAAAAAGAAGAAACUUCUCACAAAUGGGAAAUUAUAAAUCUAGACCAACCCAAACUUGUACUGAUGAAUGGAAGAAGAAAGUCAGUGAAUCUUAUGUUAUUAUAAUAGAAAGAUUAGAAGAUGACCUGCAGAUCGAAGAAAAAGAACUUACAGAACUAAGGCACAUAUUUAGCUCUGAUGAUGCCUUCAGUAAAGUCAACUUAAAUUACCGCACAGAAAAUGGGCUGUCUCUACUUCAUCUAUGUUGCAUAUGUGGAGGCAACAAGUCACAUGUUAGAACCCUUAUGUUAAAAGGACUUCGCCCAUCUCGACUGACAAGAAAUGGAUUUACAGCCUUGCACCUGGCAGUCUACAAGGACAGUGCGGAAUUGAUCACUUCUCUGCUUCACAGUGGAGCUGACAUACAGCAGGUUGGGUAUGGUGGCCUCACUGCCCUGCAUAUUGCUACAAUCGCUGGUCACCUAGAGGCUGCUGAUGUCCUGCUGCAACACGGAGCUAAUGUCAAUGUUCAGGAUGCAGUUUUUUUCACUCCGCUGCACAUUGCAGCAUACUAUGGACAUGAACAGGUAACCCGCCUUCUUUUGAAAUUUGGUGCUGAUGUAAAUGUAAGCGGUGAGGUUGGAGAUAGGCCUCUCCACCUAGCAUCUGCAAAAGGAUUCUUUAAUAUUGCAAAACUCUUGAUGGAAGACGGCAGCAAAGCAGAUGUGAAUGCUCAGGACAAUGAAGACCACGUCCCCCUCCAUUUCUGCUCCCGCUUUGGACACCAUGACAUAGUGAAGUACCUGCUCCAGAGCGAUAGUGAAGUUCAGCCACAUGUUGUUAAUAUCUACGGAGAUACCCCCUUGCACCUGGCGUGCUACAAUGGCAAAUUUGAAGUUGCCAAGGAAAUCAUCCAAAUAUCAGGAAUAGAAAGUAUGACUAAAGAAAACAUCUUCAGUGAAACGGCUUUUCACAGUGCUUGUACCUAUGGUAAGAGCAUUGACCUGGUUAAAUUCCUUCUUGAUCAAAAUGUCAUAAGCAUCAACCACCAAGGAAGGGAUGGGCACACAGGAUUGCACUCUGCUUGCUACCAUGGUCACAUUCGCCUGGUUCAAUUCUUACUGGAUAAUGGAGCUGAUAUGAAUCUGGUAGCUUGUGAUCCUAGCAGGUCUAGUGGUGAAAAAGAUGAGCAGACAUGUUUGAUGUGGGCUUAUGAAAAAGGACAUGAUGCAAUCGUGACCCUCCUGAAGCAUUAUAAAAGACCGCAGGAUGAAUUGCCCUGUAAUGAAUAUUCUCAACCUGGAGGAGAUGGCUCCUAUGUGUCUCUUCCAUCCCCCUUGGGGAAGAUUAAAAGCAUGACAAAAGAAAAGGCAGAUGUUCUCCUCCUAAGGGCUGGACUGCCCUCGCAUUUCCAUCUUCAGCUCUCAGAAAUUGAGUUCCAUGAAAUCAUCGGCUCAGGUUCUUUCGGGAAAGUGUAUAAAGGACGAUGCAGAAAUAAAAUAGUGGCUAUAAAACGUUACCGGGCCAACACCUACUGCUCCAAAUCCGAUGUGGAUAUGUUCUGCCGAGAGGUGUCCAUUCUCUGCCGCCUCAAUCAUCCCUGUAUAAUUCAGUUUGUGGGUGCCUGCUUGAAUGACCCCAGCCAGUUUGCCAUCGUCACUCAGUACAUAUCAGGGGGUUCCCUGUUCUCCCUCCUUCAUGAGCAGAAGAGGAUUCUUGAUUUGCAGUCUAAAUUAAUUAUUGCAGUAGACGUUGCCAAAGGUAUGGAGUACCUUCACAACCUGACACAACCAAUUAUACACCGUGACUUAAACAGUCACAAUAUUCUUCUCUGUGAGGAUGGGCAUGCUGUGGUGGCAGAUUUUGGAGAAUCAAGAUUUCUACAGUCUCUGGAUGAAGACAACAUGACAAAACAACCUGGGAACCUCCGCUGGAUGGCUCCCGAGGUGUUCACACAGUGCACACGCUACACCAUCAAAGCUGACGUCUUCAGCUACGCCCUGUGUCUGUGGGAACUUCUCACCGGUGAGAUUCCAUUCGCUCAUCUCAAGCCAGCGGCUGCUGCAGCAGACAUGGCUUACCACCAUCUCAGACCUCCCAUUGGCUAUUCCAUUCCCAAGCCCAUAUCAUCUCUGCUGAUGCGAGGGUGGAAUGCAUGUCCUGAAGGAAGACCUGAAUUUUCUGAAGUUGUUACCAAGUUAGAAGAGUGUCUCUGCAACAUUGAGCUGAUGUCACCUGCAUCAAGUAACAGCAGUGGUUCUCUCUCACCUUCCUCUUCUUCUGACUGCCUGGUGAGCCGGGGAGGGCCUGGCCGGAGCCACGUGGCCGCUUUAAGGAGUCGUUUUGAACUGGAAUAUGCUCUCAAUGAGAGGUCCUGUGCCACCUGGUCCCAAAGUUUUUCCGGAAUGCAGCAACUGUGGAAGACGAUAGCAUCCUGGAAACUGAGGUUCCCAGGAAGAAUGGAAGAAGAAAAAAAAAAAAAAAAAAGAAAAGGAGAGCAGUUGGGGGGUGAGGAUCGUAGCCAUUUGCUGUCCUGGAGCAGAAUGUUUAUCAAGUAGCAGCAAGAGUGUCUCCCUGUCACCCAAGGUCAAUACCCCCCUCAUGUACCCCCUCUCCCAAGUGCUUCUUUGUACUGAAACUCCCUUAAAUGUGCCCUUGUCUUGCGCUCCCUUCUUCAUCCCCAUUUAUUUCUCUUGCCAGCUCCCUGCCAUCAGCAGCUUCAACCCCCUGCUUGGGACCACUUUAAACUCCCCCUACCUUGCUUCUCUCGUCUUCAUGGGUUUUGUUGUGAUUUCACACAUCCCCUGGCUCCAGCCUCUCGUUCACACACACGAAGACGCUCACCUUAUACACACGCAUUCGCAGGCACGCGCACGACUGAUCCCCAGUCUGCACGUCCCACCCUGACCUUGACCCUUGUGCUUCCUCUAAUUUCUCCCCCAUUCUACCUUCCUAAUGGCCUUCAUCGGCUUACCCCUCUAGUGCCAGCAAAUAACCCUCCUUCCGUAGAACUCCAAUUCCAUCCUUACCCUACUUUAAAACCACCAGUCAUUUUCCAUUACCUCUAAAAUUAAGUGAAGUCAUGUCAUCGUGGAAUCCCAAAUGAUCAACGGCACAUUUUCCAGUUCCACCUCCCCCUGAGCGUCAUGGGUCCCAGCGGUUCUAAGCAGAGAGUGAUACGGUCAUUUCUUCUCUUCUCAAAUGAGUGCUGAACUUCCUACAGGGUUUUGGACAAUCCCACAAAAUACAGAAUCACCCUGCACAAGAUGACAACAGCAUCCCUGGUCGCGCACACUACAGACGAACUACAAGUUCUUCUCUAUCCCAUACCUACCUCGUGUUUAACUUACUGUUAACCUCUCCCCAUAUCCUAUUUUUUUUUAGCCUUGACACCCUGCCCAAUCUUGUCAAAAUAUUAACAAGCCUUCAGUAAUAGCUCCAUCAGCUUAAUCACUACAUCGUGAGGGACCUUUUCUGGAGCCACCCCAUCCCCGUCUAUACCUUACCAAGGGCCACAGUAUUUUGUCCCACUUUAUGCACUUAUUUUGUCUAAUAAUUAUUUUUUUAAGAUUUUUUUUUUCAUGAGAGACACAGAGUGAGAGGCCAGAGACACAGGCAGAGGGAAAAGCAGGCUCCCUGCUGGGAACCCCAUGCGGGGACUCGAUCCCAGGACCCCGGGAUCCCGCCCUGGACCGAAGGCAGACGCUCAACCGCUGAGCCACCCAGGUGUCCCAUUAUUUAUCUUUUUAUUUCUCCAUUAGCUCAGAAGUGCUUCCAGGACAGAAAUUGCCUUCUCUUUUGUAUUUAUGUAGGUGCCUACACUAUCUCGUUUAUAAUUUAACUGUACGUGGUGAAUACUAAAAAUAUUUAUUUAUAAUAAGUCAGAGGAAUCAUUAGUCGGGCUCUGAACACUGUGCUUUGUCUCUCUGCAUUUUAAGUGAGUGAGACUCUGGCGCUCAGAGUUUGCGACCCUACAUUCCUAUCAGGUCAGAUACGUUCUUACCCAAAAAUAAUGAACCACCAGAUAAUGUUGCCUCUCUGUCACAUGUAGAGCAUUAAAAGUCUACCUAUUUCUUCUUAAUGAACAAAAGAUAAAAUGGAGGUACCUGAAUUUGUGAGGAGAGAAGUGAGUGAUGCAUUCAUUCCCAGCGUGUGAAAGAAAAAAGAGAGAUUGCUUUGAGUUGAGGUGGUCAGGAGAGGUCUCAAUGAAGAGGCAGAUGAUGGAGAUGCGGUCCAGGUGUAAAGAGAACAGGAGGGACAAACACGAAAUAAUGAUUGCAAACUUUG
Messenger RNA from Canis lupus familiaris (dog), 4377 nucleotides. It is a transcript of the gene TNNI3K, whose product is annotated as TNNI3 interacting kinase. Gene Ontology annotation, molecular function: protein binding; ATP binding; protein kinase activity. The record is from RefSeq and is a predicted model, not a curated record. NCBI's taxonomy places the organism in Eukaryota, Metazoa, Chordata, Mammalia, Carnivora, Canidae. Gene Ontology annotation, biological process: protein phosphorylation. The transcript is spliced from 24 exons. The coding region runs from base 135 to 2648 and encodes 837 amino acids.